CGCAGUUUUUGCCUCGUUGGAAGGUGCUUUCGAGAGGAAGCGCAGUGACGGAGGCGUCGGAGGAAAAGCUGAGUCCACAGAGCGAAAGACACCCGGACGUACUCACUUCAAUGUUAUUGAGAGUCCUGUCGACAAACGAUGUCAGUCACUGAGGACCUUCCAGACAUGGAUGGAGCAGACCUGUUAGGGCUGCUGUUCCAAGAUGGAGAGGAUGGAUCUGCUGAGCCGUUUUUCCCUGACGGGAAUGGGCUCAUCGAAUCGUGGCUCUCUGAGCAAGAUAUGCUGACGGGCAUGGACACUGAGGACUUUCUGUCCAGCCUUUUAGAAGGGGAUGACCACACAGAGGCCAUCUGUCCCUCCCACUCCCCGCUGGGCAGCGACAGCGGCAUCUCCGACGACAGCAGCACCGGGGCCGGGCACAACAAUCUUGCGGGAUGCCCGAGUCCCCAGGGCAGUGAGAGCGACGUGGUUCCCAGCCCCAGUUUUUCUCAGCCCAGCCCGGUGCACUCCGACCCCGCCCUGACCUCCGGAGAGCUGCAGAUCGAGAGCCUUGAAGCCUUGACGGUUCAGGCAGACCACAGCUACUCUCUGCUGCAGGGCGGGAGAGACGGGGACCUGGACGUGCUGCAGAGCGUCAGGGCAGAGAAGCCAGACAUGGACGUCUUCAUUGAUCUAGAUGAUCUGGUGAGUGAGGAAAUGGAGGAGGAAGACAUCACAACCGAGCUGCCUUGCACUCUGGCCAUCGAGGACACAAUACAGGAUUCCACAGAGAGCAACAUCACAGACCAGUUCCAGUUUAAAGAGAUUGUGCUCACUGAGGAAGAGAAGCGACUUUUGGCAAAAGAGGGAACCACCAUUCCCACACACAUGCCCCUCACGAAGGCGGAGGAGAGGACUUUAAAGAGAGUCCGGAGGAAGAUCCGCAACAAGCAGUCUGCUCAGGAGAGCCGCAAGAAGAAGAAGUUGUAUGUUGACGGACUGGAAAACAGGGUCGCGAUCUGCACUGCACACAACCUGGAGCUGCAGAAGAAAGUCCAAAUGCUCCACAAACAGAACAUCUCCUUAAUAGAGCAGCUGAAAAAGCUGCAGGCCAUGGUGAAGAUAUCGACCAUGAAGGCCAGCACCACCAGCACAUGCGUCAUGGUGUUCCUGCUCUCCUUCUGUCUCAUCAUCUUCCCGUCAGUCAAUCCGUUUGGCCGGAGCUCCGAACAGAAGGAACUCUACACUCCCUCUUCCAUUAUCUCCCGGACCUUGCGCUCUCUGCCGCCGGAGAGCACGGACGCCGUUUCCUACCUGGAGCCCGAAGAGGAAGAGAUUCUCCUAGUGAGUCCGGCAGAGGUGGAGAACGUGAAAGCGAUCUUUGCAGGAGGCCAGAAGAACCACACCCCCGACUACCAGCGGGUGGAGCAACCCAACUCGGAGAGCGCCGUCAACAGCAACUCCUCGGCAGACUUCCCCGGCCCGGCGCAGGCGGCCGACAUGAAGCCGGGAUCGACCGGCGGCGUGGGGGCCUUACCGGAAGGAUCCAUCGACGGCGUGGCGGCCUCUGCCGUGGCGUAUGAGGUCUCAGGAACAAAGGAGAACUGGAUAGAGCGGAGCCCCCCUUCGGUCAUAUUACAACAACACCGCUCAGAUGAGAUGUAGUUGGGCGGCGAUGCUCAUUUUAUCCAGCAGAGGGAGCCAAACUUUUAACAGAGGAGGGUGCCAGAAGGAAGCUUUUACCUUAAAAGGAAAAAAGGGAAGCGUAUCAUUAAUUCACAUAGGAUCUGACUGUCUCAACGUUUUUCCCCCUUUCUUACCCCUCUGAUGUACUACUGCUAUUUUAUUUUAUUUCUUUUUUUUUUUUUUUUUGCACUUUGUCCUGAAUACAGAGUUUAAGAGGGUAAAUAGAUCUGUAGAGAGAUUUAACUAUUUCUUAAGUAGAAACUACUUCAGAAGCAGGAUGGUAUAAACUGCUGGAGGACGCAUGCUGCUUGUUUAGCAAGACGUACUAGUACUUAUGACCAAAAGAGACACAUUUAGCGGCACCAGUCAUGAAUUCUUUAAAGAACAUUCAGUCGAUUGCAUUGAGAGAGGUAGAAACUGAUGGCAUUAUAACUCUCUCACCAAAUUUCAGGGACAGCUUUGUUUUGGCACUUCGGAGAGUUCGAGACAACGCUCAUUGAAGAUCUCUCUAAAUCAUAAUUCUCAUAGUAAGUUACUCAGAGCAUAAGUAGUGCAGUGAUUUGUACCACAAGUAUGUCAGCAACAUUGCUUAGUAGACGAUAGGCUGCUUGAAGCUCAUGAAGCUUGAUCAGAGUGGUUGCUUGACCACCGUAACGCUUAAAGCCAUUGCAGGACAUUUGGCCAUUUAGAAGACUUGUAAAGUUGCCUAGUAUUUCCCUUGUAACAAGGGUAUCCACGCUCACUUUUAUUUUUUUUGGAAUGCUUCGUUUUUAUGUUGCACAAGAAAGUAAGACAAAAAAAACUGAAAAGACACGGUCCCCCUUGUCAGCUCAUCCCAGUCGACCCCUUGGGAUCCCCUCUCUUUAGACGUCACAGGACAGAUUUUACCUUUACAAACUCAUCUGGAAUACUCAUGUGAAGGGGUUUGAUAUAUUUGCUCUUGGAACUGUUUUGCAGUAAAAUAUACUCCAAAAUGUAAUGACCUGUCAAGUUUUGUCAGUGAAGCAUUUUUUUUAUUUGUGCUUUUCUUUGUUACUGUUGGUAAUAAAUGGAAUCUAAAUGGUAUUGAAUCUACUUUGUAAUCGCAUCAAGCAAAUCAAAUGCACUGACAUUUGACGUAGAACGGUGAUGUAAAUAUAUUCAGUGAUUGUUGCUCUUUCUGUACAUUUGAAUUCUUUAUGUAUAAGACAUGUCUGGACAUCUAUAAUAAUAAACUUUUUUAUAUAUAUGUCAGUA
Messenger RNA from Salarias fasciatus (jewelled blenny), 2901 nucleotides. RefSeq names its product cAMP responsive element binding protein 3-like 3 like (gene creb3l3l). The record is from RefSeq and is a predicted model, not a curated record. Gene Ontology annotation, cellular component: nucleus. The coding region runs from base 139 to 1644 and encodes 501 amino acids. Gene Ontology annotation, biological process: regulation of transcription by RNA polymerase II. Lineage: Eukaryota; Metazoa; Chordata; Actinopteri; Blenniiformes; Blenniidae. Gene Ontology annotation, molecular function: DNA-binding transcription factor activity, RNA polymerase II-specific; RNA polymerase II cis-regulatory region sequence-specific DNA binding. The transcript has 10 exons.